Galeopterus variegatus (Sunda flying lemur) is the source of this 3228-nucleotide messenger RNA. RefSeq names its product serine/threonine kinase 31 (gene STK31). The transcript has 24 exons. Bases 54 to 3077 code for a protein of 1007 amino acids. Gene Ontology annotation, molecular function: ATP binding; protein kinase activity. Gene Ontology annotation, biological process: protein phosphorylation. The record is from RefSeq and is a predicted model, not a curated record. Lineage: Eukaryota; Metazoa; Chordata; Mammalia; Dermoptera; Cynocephalidae.
GUGGAGGGCUGAGGCACGGCAGGUGGGGCUGGGAUCACGUUCCUACAGCGUACAUGGAGAAAGGUGUGAGUUUUUCAGGAAUUGUCCAAAUGGAUGAAAAUGUACAUUACUGUGAAGUUGAAGAUGUGGUUGGAAGUCACGUAGAAGAUGCGGUAACAUUUUGGGCCCAGAAUAUCAGUAGAAAUGAGGAUAUUAUGAAGAUUGCUUCCUCACUGUCUGAAGUUUGUCCCCAUGCUAAUUCAGUUUCUGGAAAUCUUGAUCCAAAGAAGAUUUAUGGUGGAUUAUUUUCUGAAGAUAAGUGUUGGUACAGAUGCAAAGUACAGAAAAUCAUCAACGAUGAAAAGUGUCUGGUGAGAUACAUUGACUAUGGAAAUACCGAAAUUCUAAAUCGAUCUGAUAUAGUUGAAAUUCCUUUGGAGCUGCAAUUUUCUAGUGUUGCCAAGAAGUAUAGACUUUGGGGACUACAAAUUCCUUUUGGCCAGGAAGUUACCCAAUUUGAUCAGGGCAGAAUCUUUUUGGGGACCUUGAUUUUUGAAAAGGAAAUAAAAAUGAGAAUUAAAGCAACCUAUCAAGAUGGAACAGUUAUUGCUCAAGCUGAGUAUGGCAGUGUGGAUAUAGGGGAAGAGGUGGCUAAGAAAGGAUUUGCUGAAAAAUGCAAAGCCACUUCCAGUACUAACAUCUUUGAGGAAAAGAAGUUGGAUCCUGGUCAGCUUGCUCUGAAGAACCUCAAAAGCCCCAUUCCCUUGUGGGGGCAUAGAUCAAACCAAGCAACCUUCAGCAGGCCAAAAGGGCGCUUUAGUGGGAUGUCUACUCUUGACUUGAAGAAUGAAAAUGAUGCAGGAAGUCAUAUGACAUUUCCAAAGGAAAGUUUGGCUGUUAGUGACUUCCAUUUAGGGUCUGAUGUCAGCCUGGCAAAAAUUAAGCAGGACCAGAAACUGAUUGAAGAAAAUGAAAAGCUUAAAACAGAGAAGGAAGUUAUUCUUGAAAAUUAUAAGGCAUUAGAACUGAAAGUAGAACACACUGUCCAGGAGCUGCAGCAAGAGAAAGCUGCUGCCAUGGAUUUGACUGCACAUUUGGAAAGCGCUCUGAAGACUCCUAUAGGCAACAGAAUGAAAAACCUGGCAACUAAGGUGGAAAUAUUGAAAGAAAUUAGGCAUGUCAGCGUCAGUGUUCGUUAUGGAAGUGACCUUUCCAAUGCUAUACAAGUGUUGGAUGAAGGGUGCUUUACUACCCCAGCUUCUUUGAAUGAAUUAGAGAUAAUUUGGGCAGAGUAUAGUCUAACUCAAGAGAAGAUUCAUGCUUGUCAAAAUGUGAGUGAAGGGAAUAUUUUGAUUGCCGAAAGGAAUGAGAUGCAACAGAAGCUGUACAUGGCAAUAGAAGUUUUUAUUGUGGAAGUAGAUGAGUUACCUCUUGAUAAACGCUUAAAAAUGUUGCAGGAUUUGUCAACCUCUUUAGAAACUGUGUAUGGACAGCCCAAAGAAGGAACAAACUCUGAAGGAAUACUUAGAAAAUUUUAUGACUGGAAGUGUGGUAAAAAUGAGGAGUUCACCAAAGUUAGAAGUGAAACGGAGGCUUCUCUACGGUGUCUUGUAGCAUGGUUCCAGAACACCUUAAAGGUUUUUGAUUUAUGUGUGGAAGAACCACUGACUUCUGAAGACACAAUUGGUAAUAUUGAUGAAAUUCUGGAGAAGACUGAGUCAAGUGUCUGCAAAGAGAUGGAGAUAUCUAUGAUUGAGCAAGGUGAUGCCGACAAGGAGAUCAUAUUAAAUACAUACAGUCAUGUACUUCAGAAGAUCCGUUCAGAGGAAGGACUCAUUGCCAUGGUACAAUCCAAGUACAAGGCCAGUACUGAGUUUAAAAAGCAGAUUACUGAAUGUUUAAAUAAGAGCCUCAAUGUGGAUCCCUUGCUGUCCAUUAAGAAGACACUGAAAGUCUUAAAAGCUCAGCUGAGAUGGAAAUUGGUUGAAAAGCAUAAUUUGGAAGAAUCUGAUGACUGUGAUGGAUCUGAAAUUGAGAAAAUGAAACAAGAAAUAACUCAGUUACGCAAUAGAGUGUUUCAGGAAAUUUAUCAUGAGAGGGAGGAAUAUGAGAAGCUGAAUAGUUUGGCACAGAAGUGGUUUCCUGAGCUGCCUCUGAUUUAUCCUGAAAUAGGAUUACUUGAGUACAUGAACUCUGGUGGCCUUCUUACCAUGAGCUUGGAACGGGAUCUUUUUGAUGCUGAGCCCAUGAAGGGACUUAGCAGCAAGCGUCCUUUGGUAUGUUCUGAGAUUAAUGGGCAGAUAAUUCUUUUAAAGGGCUAUUCUGUGGAUAUUGACACAGAAGCCAGGGUGAUUCAGAGAGCAGCCACCUAUCACAGAACUUGGAGAGAAGCUAAAGAAGAGUCUGGGUUACUACCAUUGAUAUUCCUGUUUUUGUGUAAGUCUGAUCCUAUCGUUUAUCUGAUGGUCCCAUACUAUCCGAGGGCAAGUCUGAGUGCUAUUCAAGCCUAUAUGCCUUUAACUUCAGAAGAGGCUUUAAAGGUCAUGAAAGGUGUUGCCCAGGGUCUGCAUACAUUGCACAAGGCUGGCAUAAUUCAUGGAUCACUUCAUCAGAACAAUGUAUUUGCUUUAAACCGUGAACAAGGAAUUGUUGGAGAUUUUGACUUCACCAAAUCUGUGAAUCAGCGAGCCUCAGUGAACAUGAUGGUUGGUGACUUGAGUUUGAUGUCACCUGAAUUGAAAAUGAGAAAACCUGCUUCUCCAAGUUCAGACUUAUAUGCUUAUGGCUGCCUUCUAUUGUGGCUUUCUGUUCAAAAACAGGAAAUGGAGAUAAAUGAAGAUGGAAUCCCGAAAGUGGACCAAUUUCAUUUGGAUGAUAAUGUCAAAUCCCUCCUCUGUAGCUUGAUACAUUGUAGAAGUUCAAUAACUGCUGAGCAAGUUUUGAAUGCUGAAUGUUUUUUGCUGCUGAAGGGAAAAUCAAUUCCAAACCCAGAAAAAGAUAUUGAAUAUACCCAAUAUAAAAAGGAAGAAGAAUUAAAGAUGGAGAACUUGGAUAAAUAUAAGGGAAAGACAAGAAAUGGUGAAGCCAGCUUUGAAUGAUAAGUUAGUAUACUGCUGUUGUUACAGAUGUUCCUUUUAAAAAUGUUUAGUUUGUUUAAUAAAAAAAAAAUCUGGAAAUGCUCUGGAACUAGUUGAGUUGUGUCUUUGGUAUUCAGGUUGUGAAUAAUAAAAGAUACUUUAUGCAAGAAAA